Molecule: messenger RNA, 309 nt
Organism: Adineta ricciae
Lineage: Eukaryota; Metazoa; Rotifera; Eurotatoria; Adinetida; Adinetidae
Source: the annotation of a GenBank genome assembly
AUGGGAGCUCUUUACAAUACGAUCGCUCUGACACAUUUCAACCUAGGAAACCUUUCGAAAGCAUUAGAAUUUUUUGAAAAGUCACUUGAAAUCAAAAAAGUUGCUCUACCGGAAGGUCAUCCUGAUUUAGCAAACACGUAUAAUCAUAUCGGUUUGGUCUAUUGGCAGAUAGGUGAAUAUGGAAAAGCACUUGCAUGUUACGAGCAAGCCGUAGAAAUCGGAGAACGUGCAUUACCGCAAGAUCAUCCAUACCUACAGGCCUAUCUAAAUGGCCUUGCUCAAAUGCGAGCUAAAUGUCAAUCCAUCUAG